Molecule: messenger RNA, 8602 nt
Organism: Coregonus sp. 'balchen'
Lineage: Eukaryota; Metazoa; Chordata; Actinopteri; Salmoniformes; Salmonidae
Source: the annotation of a GenBank genome assembly
AUGAGCUACGAUCCUUACAUCUCGUACCGCCGCACUUGGGACAACUACCGAGGCUCCUCUCUCCCCUCCACCAAAUCCUUCAUGUACUCCUCUCUUUACUCCUCCUCUUCCUCCCGAGCCCUGGGCCUGGCGGCUGGGAAGCAGCGGACCCUGCGUCCACUGGCCUCUUCCUCUCUGCCGGAUGCAUCUGCGCGGAUGGACCUGGCCCAGGCCUCCAGCCUCAACACGGAGCUGCUGGGACUCCGCAGCCAGGAGAAGGAGCAGCUGGUGGGCCUCAACGACCGCUUCGCCACCUACAUCGACAAGGUGAGGCACCUGGAGCAGCAGAACCGGGCCCUUCUGGCAGAGCUGGAGGCCCUCAGGAGGAGGCAGAGGGACCCGUCCCGUCUUCAGGGGCUCUACGAGGGUGAAGCCCGGAGCCUCAGGGCUGCAAUCGACCAGAAGACAGGAGAUAAGAUGCGCAUGGAGGCAGAGAGGGACUACCUGAGGGACGUGUAUGGGCAGCUGAAGGAGCGCUACGAGGAGGAGGCGCGGUGCCGCGCGGAUGCGGAGGAGGCCCUGCAGAGGGCCCGGGAAGAGGUGGGGCGGGCCGUGCUGUCUAACUGCGACGCAGAGGCCAGCGUGGUCUCCCUGGAUGAGGAGAUGUGCUUCCUGAAGAAGGUGUUUGUGGAGGAGCAGGCGGAGCUGCAGGCCCAGGUAGCAGCGGCUAACGUGUGCGUUGACGUGGAGGUGAGCAGGCCAGAUCUGUCGGCGGCACUCAGGGAGAUCCGGGCGCAGUACGAGCGGCUGGCCAAUAAGAACAUGCAGGCGGCCGAGGACUGGUACCGGGGGAAGUUUGAGUCAGUGGCGGAGAUGGCAUCGAAGAACAACGAGGCGGUGCGCUCCAUCCGGGAGGAGACCAUGGAAUACCGCCGGCUGCUCCAAUCACGCUCCUCUGAGAUCGAGGCCCUGCGGAACGUCAUCGAGUCGCUGAACAAACAGCUGGAGGAGCUGGAGGAGCACCAGGGGAAAGAGGUCACCAAGUACCAGGUACAGAACCAGGGGAAAGAGGUCACCAAGUACCAGGUACCAGAACCACUCAAUCAUUCAGAACCAGGGAAAUAGGUAUAGAACCAGGGGGAAAAGGUAUAGAACCACUCAAUCAAUCAGAACCAAGGAAAUAGGUACAAAACCAAGGGGAAGAGGUAUAGAACCAGGGGGAAGAGGUAUAGAACCAGGGGGAAGAGGUAUAGAACCAGGGGGAAGAGGUAUAGAACCAGGGGAAGAGGUAUAGAACCUUGUUGAUAUGUAUGCUGAAGAGCAGUAGUAGGCUACAUUUUGCCCUUGGAGCACAGAGAGUAGCGACUCUGAUGCUGCUAUGACAAAACUGCUUUGUUCCCUAUAUGGAAAGUGUUUCACUGCACCAGCCUUCCCCAACCCACCUCUCCUCUCCUCUCCCUACCUCUCCUCCCCUCCCAAACCUCUCCGUCUCCCUCCCUACCCUCCCCCUCCCAACCUCUCCUCCCCUCACAAAACCCUCUCUCCCCCUCCCUACCUCCCCUCUCCUCUCCCUACCUCCCCCCUUUUCCCAAACCCCUCUCCUCUCCCUACCCUCCCUCCCUCCCACCUCUCCGCUCUCCUCUCCCUCCCUCUCCUCCCCUCCCCCUCCUCCUCCUCCCUCCCCCAUCUCUAACUCUCCUCUCCUCCUCCCCCCUCCCCCCCCUCCUCUCCUCUCCUCCCUCCCCACCUCUCCCCCCUCCUCCCCCCCUCCUCUCUUUCCCCACCCUCUCCUCCUCCUUUUUCCUUCCCCCCACCCCUCCCUGCCUCCCUCUCUUUGCCCCCCUUUCCCUCUCCUCCCCCCCACCCCCCCUCUAAACCACCCCCCUCUCCUCCCCCCGCCAAAUCCCCCCUCCCCCCCACCUUCCUCCAACCCCCCACCUCUCCCUCCACCACCCCCACCUUUUCCUCUCCUCUUCCCCCCCCUCCUCUCCUCCACCCCACCUCUCCCUUCUCCUCCUACCCCACCUCCUCCUCUCCUCACCCCCCCACCUCUCCUCUCCCCCUGCCCCUCCCCACCCCCCCUCUCCUCCUCUUUCCCCACCUUUCUCCUUCCUCUCUUCCCCCCCACCUUUUCCAUUUCCCCCCCCCCCUUUCCUCUCCUCCUAAGUACUAAUUUUAAGAGGCAAUCAGUUUGUGCAGGGAGCCAACCCAGAGAAUGCAUGUCAUGCCAUUGUGCAGAGGAGAUAGUCUGCAAUCCCGCAAGGUUUGUCAGUAUUCCUAAGGAGACAAAAUGCAGAGGAAGGUCACACCAAAUCUGUUAUUCAGCUGAAUAUGUCAUUUCACUGUUUCUAUAUUUAAAAUAAUAAAGACCUGGUCUGCGUCUCAAUUGCACACUAUUUCCAAUAUAGUGCACUACUUUUGACCCGGGCGCAUAGGGAACACUAUAUAGGGAACACUAUAUAGGGAACACUACAUAGGGAACACUACAUAGGGAAAACUACAAUAGGGAACACUACAUAGGGAACACUAUAUAGGGAACAAAUUAUAGGGAACACUACAUAGGGAAAAACUACAUAGGGAACACUACAUAGGGAACACUAAAAUGGGAACACUACAUAGGGGAAAACUAUAUAGGGAACACUCAUAGGGGAAAACUACAUAGGGAACACUACAUAGGGAACACUACAUAGGGAACACUACAUAGGGAACACUAUAUAGGGAACACUACAUAGGGAACACUACAUAGGGAACACUACAUAGGGAACACUACAUAGGGAACACUAUAUAGGGAACACUACAUAGGGAACACUACAUAGGGAACACUAUAUAGGGAACACUACAUAGGGAACACACAUAGGGAACACUACAUAGGGAACAAAUACAUAGGGAACACUAUAUAGGGAACACUAAAAUAGGGAACCCUACAUAGGGGAAAACUAUAUAGGGAAAAACUACAUAGGGGAAAACUAUAAAAGGGAACACUAUAUAGGGAAAAACUAAUAGGGAACACUACAUAGGGAACACUAUAUAGGAACACUACAUAGGAACCUACAUAGGGAACACUAUAUAGGGAAAAACUAUUAGGGGAACACUAUAUAGGGAACACUACAAUAGGGAACACUACAUAGGAACAUACAAGGGAACACUAUAUAGGGAACACUAAUAGGGACACUACAUAGGGAACCCUACAUAGGGAACAUACAUAGGGAACCAACAUAGGAACACUAUAUAGGGAACACUACAUAGGGAACACUACAUAGGGAACACUACAUAGGGAACACUACAAAAGGGAACACUAAUAGGGAACACUACAUAGGGAACACUACAUAGGGAACACUACAAUGGGAACACUACAUAGGGAACACUAAUAGGGAACACUACUAGGGGAAAACUACAUAGGGAACACUAUAUAGGGAAAACUACAUAUAGGGAAAAAACUACAUAGGGAACACUAUAAGGGAACACUACAUAGGGAACACUAAUAGGGAAACACUAUAUAGGGGAACACUACAUAGGGAACACUACAUAGGGAACACUAUAUAGGGAACACUACAUAGGGAACACUACAUAGGGAACACUAUAUAGGGAACACUACAUAGGGAACACUACAUAGGGAACACUAUAUAGGGAACACUAUAUAGGGAACACUAUAUAGGGAACACUACAUAGGGAACACUACAUAGGGAACACUACAUAGGGAACACUAUAUAGGGAACACUACAUAGGGAACACUACAUAGGGAACAGCUAGGGUGCAAUUUGGGGCACAGACCUUGCUGUUUUAUGGCCUUGAUUUUUUAAAUGUGAUGUUAUUGUUUCAGGUGAGGAUAAAUGGUCUGUUUGUUUCAGGAUAAAUGGUAUGUUUGUUUCAGGUGAGGAUACAUGGUCUGUUUCAGGAUAAAUGGUCUGUUUGUUUCAGGAUAAAUGGUCUGUUUGUUUCAGGUGAGGAUAAACGAUCUGGAGAGCGACAUAAACGAGGCUAAGCAGGAGAUGGCUCGCUACCUCAGGGAGUACCAGGACCUUCUCAAUGUCAAAAUGGCUCUGGACAUUGAGAUAGCUGCAUACAGGUAACCUUAACCAUGGCUCUGGACAUAGAGAUAGCUGCAUACAGGUAACCUUAACCAUGGCUCUGGACAUAGAGAUAGCUGCAUACAGGUAACCUUAACCAUGGCUCUGGACAUAGAGAUAGCUGCAUACAGGUGACCUUAACCAUGGCUCAGCCACUUAUCGAAUGAAAUCAAAGUUAAUUUGUCAUACGCACAGAAUACAGCGAGGAAUACACAGCACAAUGAAAUGCUUACUGUCAAACAUAUCAACCUGGAUCUACAACCGCUUGUGUUUGAUAUGACCAACACAUGAAUAUACAAUAUACUGUAUAUAUAGUCCCCUGUAGCUCAGUUGGUAGAGCAUGGCGCUUGCAAUGAGUGCAUACAUUUUCAUACUGGCCCCCCGUGGGAAACGAACCCACAACCCUGGUGUUGCAAGCGCCAUGCUCUACCAACUGAGCUACAGGGGACUAUAUAUACAGUAUAUUGUAUAUUCAUGUGUUGGUCAUAUCAAUGUGUUGGAUAAGAGCGUCUGCUAAAUGACUAAAAUGUAAAAUGUAUAUAAACAAAAGUAUGUGGACACCCCUUCAAAUUAUUGGAUUCGGCUAUUUCAGUCACACCCAUUGCUGACAGGUGUAUAAAAUCAAGCACACCGCCAUGCAAUCUCCAUAGACAAACAUUGGCAGUAGAAUGGCCUUACUGAAGAACUCAGUGACUUUCAACUUGGCACUGUCAUAGGAUGCCACCUUUCCAACAAGUCAGUUCGUCAAGUGCUGUUAUUGUGAUGUGGAAACAUCUAGGAGCAACAACGGCUCAGCCGCGAAGUGGUAGGCCACACAAGCUCACAGAACGGGACUGCCGAGUGCUGAAGCGCGUAACACGUAAAAAUCGUAUGUCCUCGGUUGCAACACUCACUACCGAGUUCCAAACUGCCUCUGGAAGCAACCUCAGCACAAUAACUGUUCGUCGGGAGCUUCAUGAAAUGGGUUUCCAUGGCCGAGCAGCCACACACAAGCCUAAGAUCACCAUGUGCAAUGCCAAGCGUCGGCUGGAGUGGUGUAAAGCUCGCCACCAUUGGACUCUGGAGCAGUGGAAACACGUUCUCUGGAGUGAUGAAUCACGCUUCACCAUCUGGCAGUCCGACGGACAAAUUUGGGUUUGGCGGAUGCCAGAAGAAUGCUACCUGCCCGAAUGUUUAGUGCCAACUGUAAAGUUUAGUGGAGGAGGUCUGGGGCUGUUUUACAUGGUUCGGGCUAGGCCCCUUAGUUUCAGUGAAGGGAAAUCUUAACGCUACAGUGUACAAUGACAUUCUAGACGAUUCUGCGCUUCCGACUUUGUGGCAACAGUUUGGGGAAGGCCCUUUCCUGUUUCAGCAUGACAAUGCCCCCGUGCACAAAGCGAGGUCCAUACAUAAAUCUUUUGUCUAGAUUGGUCUGGAAGAACUUGACUGGCCUACACAGAGCCCUGACCUCAACCCCAUCGAACAUCUUUGGGCUGAAUUGGAAUGCCGACUGCGAGCCAGGCCUAAUCGCCCAACAUCAGUGCCCGACCUCACUAAUGCUCUUGUGGCUGAAUGGAAGUCCCCCGCAGCAAUGUUCCAACAUCUAGUGGAAAGCCUUCCCAGAAGAGUGGAGGGGGUUUUUGCAUAUUUAAGCCCGAUUUUGGAAGGGAAUUUUGGCAACAGGGGGGCCCCUACGGAAGGGGAGGACCAAAACAGGGGAAGGGCCGGCCAGAAGACCCACACAGAAAACGGGGCGAAAACAAGUUAAAACUUACAGGGAAAACCCGGAGGGAGAAGAGAGGCGACCCGGCCCGAAAAAAACCCCCAACCAAACCCCCCAAAACCCGGAACCCCCCAAAACAAACCCAACCCAACCCCAAACCACCCCCCGGACCAAAACCCCCCCCCCCCACCCAAACCCCCACAAACCCCCCCCCACCCCCCCAAAAAACCCCCCCCCCCCCCACCCCCCAAAACCCCCCCACCCCACCCACCAAACCCCAACCCCACCCCACCCCCCAAUCCACCCCCCCACCCACCCCCAAAACCCCCCCCCCCCACCCACCAAACCCCACCCCACCCCCCCACCAACCCCCCCCCCCAACCCCACCCACCAAAACCCCACCCCAAACCCCCCCCCACCAAACCCACCCCCCCCCCACCCGGCCAAACCCCACCCCCCCACCCCCCCGCCCCCCCACCCCACCCCCCCCCAGAAACCCCACCCACCCCCCCCGAAACCCCAAACCCCCCUCCCCACCCUUACCUACACCCACCCCACCCACCCUUACCUAAACCCCACCCCCUCCACCCACCAACCACCCCCACCCCACCCUACCUAAACCCAUCACCUCCCCCACCUACCACCCCACCCCCUUUACCUAAACCCAAUACCUCCCUCCCCCAUACCACCCCACCCCACCCUACCUAACCCCCCCCCACACCUACCUCCCUACCUCCGCCCACCCACCCCCCCCACCCUACCAAACCCCAUACCAAACCCCACCCCACCCUAAACCUAAACCCAAUACCUCCCUCCCCAUACCACCCACCCCACCCCACCCUUACCUAAACCCCAUACCUCCCUCCCCCAUACCACCCUACCUAAACCCCAUACCUCCCUCCCCCAUACCACCCCACAACUCAUCCCCGCAGUACCACCCUAAUCUAGUACCACCCUAAUCUAGUACCACCCUAAUCUAGUUCCACCCUAAUCUAGUUCCACCCUAAUCUAGUGCCACCCUAAUCUAGUGCCACCCUAAUCUAGUACCACCCUAAUCUAGUUCCACCCUAAUCUAGUACCACCCUAAUCUAGUGCCACCCUAAUCUUGAACAGCCCCCCUAAGCAUCCUAAACGUCAUCCUUCCGAAGACAGAUGUGCCCUUGUUCUACACAAGAGGUCCACCACGAAGACAGAUGUGCCCUUGUUCUACACAAGAGGUCCCCCUUCUUCUACACACUGAUGUUGUGACAUCAUACAUCAACAAAAUGGCCGCCAGGCAGAAGACUGCUGAGAGAGAGACUGCGCUGCAUUAGCUCAUACAGCUAAGCCUGUGAGCAAUAUCCUCCUGCUAGAGUUCCCCCUCCGUUAGCCUGGUCCCAGAUCAUUAUGUGCCUCCAUGCCACCAUGAUAUCCCAGCAUCAGGCUCAGCGUUUGAUUUGACUAUCCCCCAUUGUGCAAACAUUUGACCAAUUGUUUGUAAAGGAGGACUUUAUUAAAAUGUUAUUUAGGUUUGGAUGGUUGGAUUGUAUCUGUGUUGUUCUCAUACCACUAGAAACCUGUUGUGGCAUAUUGAUUAGGAACAUAUUGAUGUGGAGCUCUAUCAACAGGAUAUUGAUCCUGACCUGAUCAGUACCCCUGGUUCCGUAGCCGUAGCCAGUGGAACAGUAACCUUAAAGUUUAUUGACCUUUCCUUCUCCGUUACUCUUCCAUUAUAUUUCCAUCCUCUUAUCAAGUUACCACAAGCUUCAGUCAGGUGAAGAUAAGACAAUGAUUAGUUCUGGCAUGUUGUUCAUGAAACAUAAAUAUUAAGCCAACCGGUUUCUUGCCGUAUGUAUGGGAAGCUGUGGGUAAGGAAAUGUCAUGGAAGACUGCAUUAUUAAAGCUUAGUUACUGGUUUCUCCCUGUGAUCUUAGAGAAAUAGCUCUGUUAGCUUCUGUUAGCCCUUUUCUGUUCUGUAAGGCCUUCCGAACCUAGCCUGGGUACCAGUCUGUUAGCUUCUGUUAGCCCUUUUCUGUUCUGUAAGGCCUUCCGAACCUAGCCUGGGCACCAGUCUGUUUGUGCUAACGUUCCACUCCUUGCCGCUCCUUGUCAUACCAAACAUGUUUGGCAUAUGACACGGAUUACAAGGAGUGGAAUGUUAGCACGAAACAGGUCUGGAUUUCAGGCUGAUCUGAACCUACAAGCUACAAGUAAACAGUAAAACAACUGAAGAAUAACUUCUGCCUGGUAACAGAAGUAUCUAGCCUGGUAACAGAAGUAUCUAGCCUGGUAACAGAAGUAUCUAGCCUGGUAACAGAAGUAUCUAGCCUGGUAACUCAAGCUCUUUGCUGUGCAUAUGUAUGCCGACCGAUCCUAGAUCUGAACGGUGCUUUAGAUCUGAGAUACUAUCCCAAGUCUGAACCUUAUACUGUAUGAUUGGUAUACCUGUAAGGGCCAGCAACUUGCUGAAUAAAAAUUACAUAACUGAACUGCAAAUGAUUGCAUAGAUUUUUGCAUUUUUUUAAAUAAUGUGAUUGAAUUAUUCUAGUGUCAGUUCAAACAAAAGCAUGUCUCUAGUAGGCUUUGGUGACCUAUUUAUUACUCAAGUAGAAGAGCUGCUUCCUGCCUUCCUCUGAUAGUGACCCUUGACCCUAUGAGGCUACAGAGCUCCAACCGGGGAGCUGUGAUGUGUAGGCUACAGAGCUCCAACCGGGGAGCUGUGAUGUGUAGGCUACAGAGCUCCAACCGGGGAGCUGUGAUGUGUAGGCUACAGAGCUCCAACCGGGGAGCUGUGAUGUGUAGGCUACAGAGCUCCAACCGGGGAGCUGUGAUGUGUAGGCUACAGAGCUCCCAACCGGGGAGCUGUGAUGUGUAG